Messenger RNA from Suillus discolor, 2831 nucleotides. RefSeq lists its product as uncharacterized. Lineage: Eukaryota; Fungi; Basidiomycota; Agaricomycetes; Boletales; Suillaceae. Bases 1 to 2826 code for a protein of 941 amino acids. The transcript has 24 exons. The record is from RefSeq and is a predicted model, not a curated record.
AUGGCAAGUGAUACUGGCGACGGUCGUGUCGGCAGCUAUCACAGUACGCGCGUGUCACGUGACUUCGUAGACGGAUGUCUUGGAGAAGUCACUCAAGUGGAGAGGGUUAAGGGCAAGGCUACCGCACAGUGCGUUGGCAACAUAGCCGGAUUAGUGAUGGAUGGUCGAAUGUGGAAUGAGACCGAGAAACGUUGGAACGGACCAACGUCAGGGGAAACAGAAAGAGGAAAGCCACAUUGGUGGCACGAGUCAGACCGAGUCAGAGGUGCGGGACCACAUUGGUGGUCGAAUCAGAAGAGGAACGUGCAGUGCACGUGCAUAGUGGCGGAUGAUGCGAGGGACGGGAACGGUCCCGAGGAUCCGGUCAACGGAAAGUCGGUAGAGGAGGAGGAGCCGGGAGAACUAGAGCAUCGCAUUGGCAAGGGAAGAUACCUCCGGACAGAUCGAAAAUCUUUUAUCAGGCAGCUCACACAAACUGAAUGUCGCCAAACUCGAAUCAGGCGCAUCAAGAGUCGUCUUCAACAGACACAAUCAGGUGAUGCAGCAGAUAUUACAACGAGUAAUCCUUCUGUACAUCAUCACAUUGGCCAGAGUGAGAAAAACCACGAUGAUAUCGGCUCCUAUCUUCGAGCUAGAGAGGGUGACCCAGCCAUAAAGAAUUACUUUUCACGCUUGCAAGAUCAUCUUCUCAGUCAUAUUCAACUCUCUCAAUCUGACAUUGAUGGAGACGAUCUAGACCAUCGGGAGCCAGAUGACGAAGACUCAGACUAUGACUAUGCUGGGGUAGAAGAAGAAGUUUUAUUUGGCCAGGAGAAAAAUGGAAGCAUGGAAUCUGUUGUGGAGGAGCUGGACAACAUGCCUCUCUACCCUUGCCCUAUCACUGCCCUUCUGUCGUCCCAUAGUGGCUAUCACUGCCCUUCUGUCAUGCAUACCCACUAUUACAGCACAGGUAGCUUCAGUGACCUGAGGCUGGAUCUAGACUUCGCAUGUUACAUAUUGUCCCGGAGAAACAUUGGACCUUGUUAUUGGCCUACAAAAGUAUCCAUGGAUGACUUUUGGCCUCUCCAGAAGGAUCUCUUAGGAUAUAUUGGCAUGAAUGGUCAUAGCGGUCCUCUCAUUAAGGCUUCCGGAAGAGCUGAGUACAAGGUUUUGGUACCCAUCUAUGGUCUUACCGUGCAAGACCUCGUUACCUCGAUUUUUUGGACGUUGACAUAUCUUGUCAUACAGCCCCAAGAUAAGGACGAGCUUAGCCACAAUGAGGAAGUACUGACUACAGCAGUGGAUAGGAAGUUCAUCGCCAAACUGGCACCGUGGCCUUAUGGUCAUUACAAUGAGGCCAUUUUUGAUGGCCUGGACGAUAUCAUAGAUGGUAUGGUCACUGAAGAUUUUGACGAUAGUUCUGUUGGGCAGCUCCAGUGCGAUAGGUUCAGCGCUGAUACCCAGAAUUACACCCAUAUCACCACUGGCCCAAGCGACUGCACAGACACCUAUUCAGGCAUCAGCUCCAGUACCGAUCAUCCGUUUACCAGAGGACCUGCGCUGGACAGAGCACAGCCCAUCAGGGGACCUACCAGUCGACCAUCCAUGGUUAUCGAUUGCGAGAUCAUUGAAGAUGAUACUGUUUGGAAGUCUCAUCACGGGGCACUAUGGCAAUGCCAUGAGGGUGGUCAAGUUAUGGCCAUAUCGACAUCAAUUCAUCACCCAGUGCUUCUUGGAGGCUUUGUUGCGUAUCAGCUUAUCUUACCAGGACUUGGAGUUUACGACAGGAGUGAGAUUCCAUUGGCAUCAUCUGCGUGGCACGGUGAAUAUUUUGACCACACACCGAAUUCAAGUCUUUCGGAUCUUAGGAAAGUGAUAGGGCACUGUCUGAAGCCUUCCGAGGAUCUGGGCUUCUGUCUUAACACUGAUGAAGGGCAAACAAGGAUUGCGAGGAUGACAGCUGUGCUUGAUCAAGCAGCAGUUCAGCUCGAUCAAAGACAAGACCAAACACUAGUGGCUUUCAAUCAUCGUAUUGUGAUAGAGAUACUUGGCCUCCAAAUGGCAAAAGAACUCUGGCAUUAUAUGAUCCUUCGCCCAAUCGCAUCUAACCCAAAUGUCUGUGUUGCUGACUUAUACUGGGAUCAAGUUCUUGACCAAGGGGGAAAUCCUAAUAUGAGGAUAAUCUCUCUGAUAUUCUACGAAUACUGUCAGAAAGCACUCAAUCGCAAUCUCAACAGGACAGGUGACGCAGCUGUGAUCAAGCUUUAUCGUAGAAUUGGGCGCCUUCAUGGUCCUCCUCUGACGGAGAUUCAAGACGUUGGACGUGAUCUGGGAUACAUCAGAGACAUCAAUGUCUAUGGUAUAGACAAAGACGGAAAGCGCAGGAGAGCCACACUCAGCACUAGUUCUCGGCGAGAGGGAUCAAUACCACAUCCGUCUGUUCCAGAGUUACUUGAGAACCUAGAACUGAGACCUCUAUGUCUCCUGCUCCUGGUAGAUGGUAACAAGCCAUUGACCGUACCCUUCCACACUUCCCACUGGGGAAGAGAGUCUCUUUGCGACCUUAUUCUCUUCGCCCAACUAUUCUUCCCCAGGAGGGUGGGCAGGUACAGCAUGGGUAUGAGUAUGGCUAGUGUUUGUACUUCAAGUCUCUCGCCCGUGAGAUCACUUGGAGUUCCUGUCUGUUCUCUGCACCCGCCAAUGAUACUUCUGCAGGGGGAAGAGAAUCUCUUCGCGACCUAUUUGCAUCCCCCGAUGAUUCUUCCCCAGGAGGGCGAGCAGGUACAACAUGGGUAUGAGUAUGGGCAGGGGGAGUACUACGAGAUGGGGAACAUGCAGCAGUACUAAACAUU